AACUCUAACUUGAAGAAUAUAUAUGUAGAUAUGCUAUUUAAGUUGAAGGACUGCGUUAAUCGUGUUCGUGUUGGGGGUUAGAAUUGGAUCAGAUCAGGGAACAAAGACAAAGUUAAGGAAGAGAAAUGCUCCGAUUAAGAGCGUUCCGGCCGACGAAUGAUAAGAUAGUAAAGAUACAGCUGCACCCCACGCAUCCAUGGCUUGUUACUGCGGAUGCUUCAGAUCAUGUCUCGGUUUGGAACUGGGAUCAUCGACAGGUGAUUUACGAGUUAAAAGCCGGUGGGGUUGAUGAGAGGCGCUUGGUUGGUGCUAAGCUGGAGAAGCUUGCCGAGGGCGAAUCUGACUCUAAAGGAAAACCAACCGAGGCUAUUCGGGGUGGGAGCGUCAAGCAGGUGAAUUUUUAUGAUGAUGAUGUGCGAUAUUGGCAACUUUGGCGUAACCGCUCUGCAGCAGCAGAGUCUCCUUCAGCUGUCAAUCAUCUUACUUCUGCUUUUACUUCUCCUGCUGCAUCAACAAAAGGAAGGCAUUUUCUUGUCAUCUGUUGUGAGAAUAAAGCCAUAUUUCUGGAUUUGGUCACAAUGCGUGGCCGUGAUGUACCAAAGCAGGAACUUGAUAACAAAUCACUUCUCUGUAUGGAGUUUCUGUCUAGAUCUACUGCAGGGGAUGGUCCUUUAGUUGCAUUUGGUGGAUCAGAUGGUGUCAUCAGGGUUCUUUCAAUGAUAACAUGGAAGCUUGUACGAAGAUACACUGGAGGCCAUAAAGGAUCAAUAUCUUGCUUGAUGACCUUUCUUGCUUCUUCUGGCGAGGCACUUCUUGUCUCAGGUGCUAGUGAUGGCUUACUUGUGCUAUGGAGUGCAGAUCACGGGCAAGAUUCACGAGAACUGGUGCCAAAGCUAAGCUUAAAGGCACAUGAUGGCGGGGUCGUAGCUGUUGAGCUUUCUAGAGUUAUUGGUGGUGCUCCGCAACUGAUUACUGUUGGUGCGGACAAGACGUUAGCUAUAUGGGAUACCAUAUCUUUUAAGGAGCUGCAACGAAUUAAACCUGUUCCAAAACUUGCUUGCCAUAGUGUGGCAUCUUGGUGUCACCCACGAGCUCCAAAUCUUGAUAUUCUAACUUGUGUUAAAGAUUCCCAUAUAUGGGCUAUUGAGCAUCCCACUUAUUCUGCUCUCACAAGGCCAUUGUGUGAACUUACCUCAUUGGUUCCUCCUCAAGUACUUGCACCAAGCAAGAAACUUAGGGUAUGGUCUAUUGUAUGGGUUGCACAUCCUUUGCAACCUCACCUUGUUGCUACUGGAACCAAUAUAGGUAUCAUUCUUAGUGAGUUUGAUCCAAGAUCUCUUCCUGCUGUAACGCCACUGCCAACACCAUCAGGAAGUCGGGAGCAUUCUGCUGUCUAUGUUAUCGAAAGGGAAUUGAAACUACUGAACUUUCACUUGUCUAACAUGGCAAAUCCAUCUCUUGGAAGUAAUGGCUCCAUAUCUGAAACAGGAAGGUUCAAGGGAGACUCAGUUGAGUCAUUACACGUGAAGCAGGCCAAAAAGCACAUAAGUACUCCAGUUCCUCAUGAUUCCUACUCGGUCCUUUCUAUUAGCAGUUCUGGAAAGUAUCUUGCUAUUGUUUGGCCGGACAUUCCAUACUUCUCAGUCUACAAGGUUAGCGAUUGGUCCAUUGUUGAUUCAGGCAGUGCUAGGCUUUUGGCUUGGGAUACAUGCCGUGAAAGAUUUGCAAUAUUGGAGUCUGCAUUACCGCCUAGAAUUCCUAUAAUCCCAAAAGGAGGUUCAUCAAGGAAAGCGAAAGAAGCUGCUGCAGCUGCAGCUCAAGCUGCAGCAGCAGCUGCAUCUGCAGCUUCUUCAGCUACUGUUCAAGUCCGUAUCUUACUGGAAGAUGGAACUUCAAACAUACUAAUGAGGUCUAUAGGGGGCCGAAGUGAACCGGUCAUUGGUUUGCAUGGGGGAGCACUGCUUGGUGUGGCCUAUCGGACAUCCCGUAGGAUUAGUCCUGUUACUGCAACAGCAAUCUCAACAAUCCAGUCCAUGCCAAUAUCGGGAUUUGGAAGUAAUGGUCUUUCUUCUUUUAGUACUUUUGAUGAUGGAUUUUCUUCCAACAGAUCAGCCGAGGCUGCACCUCAAAGCUUUCAACUGUACAGUUGGGAAACUUUUCAACCUGUGGGUGACAUGCUUCCUCAGCCAGAGUGGACUGCAUGGGACCAAACUGUCGAGUACUGUGCUUUUGCUUAUCAACAAUAUAUUGUCAUAUCUUCUCUGCGCCCUCAAUAUAGAUACCUGGGAGAUGUUGCAAUUCCCUAUGCGACUGGAGCUGUUUGGCAUCGGAGACAGUUAUUUGUUGCCACACCAACUACUAUUGAAUGUGUUUUUGUGGAUGCUGGGGUUGCACCAAUUGAUAUAGAGACUAGAAAGAUUAAAGAAGAAAUGAAACUGAAAGAGGCACAAACAAGAGCAGUUGCCGAGCAUGGAGAAUUAGCUCUGAUCACGGUUGAUGGUCCACAGGCUGCUUCUCAAGAAAGAGUAGCUUUGAGACCCCCAAUGCUACAGGUGGUCCGCCUAGCCUCCUUUCAACAUGCUCCUUCAGUGCCACCUUUCAUAGCAUUACCAAAGCAAUCUAAAGUUGAUGGGGAUGAUUCAGGCCUAAGAGAGAUGGAAGAAAGAAAGGUUAAUGAGGUAGCUGUUGGUGGUGGAGGUGUCUCAGUGGCUGUUACUCGCUUUCCAGUUGAGCAGAAACGACCAGUGGGACCCCUUGUUUUGGUGGGUGUAAGAGAUGGAGUUCUUUGGCUCAUUGAUAGGGAUAAUGCAAAAGGUUUGUCUAAGGCAUUUGGUCCAUGUGAAAUAGAAAACGUACAUGAGUGUGCCAAUAGAUCGGUACAUGUGGGGUUUCUCGAAGGACUCAAGUUGGAGUUUGAUCUAGCCAUGCAGAGCAAUAAUUUGAAAAGAGCACUUCAGUGCCUCCUUACAAUGAGCAAUAGCAGAGACAUAGGACAAGAUGGUCUAGGGCUUGAUUUGAAUGACAUUCUCAGUUUGACAGCCAAGAAGGAGAACAUUGUUGAAGCUGUUCAAGGAAUAGUGAAAUUUGCGAAAGAAUUUUUGGACCUAAUUGAUGCUGCAGAUGCUACUGGACAAGCUGAUAUUGCUCGUGAAGCUCUCAAGAGGUUGGCUGCUGCAGGUUCAGUAAAAGGGGCUUUACAGGGGCAAGAGUUAAGAGGACUUGCUUUACGCCUUGCAAAUCAUGGAGAAUUGACACGGCUGAGCGGUCUAAUAAACAAUUUGAUCUCGAUUGGCUUGGGACGUGAAGCAGCAUUUUCAGCUGCAGUUUUGGGAGAUAAUGCAUUAAUGGAGAAGGCAUGGCAGGACACAGGAAUGCUAGCUGAGGCUGUGCUUCAUGCUCAUGCCCACGGCCGACCAACAUUGAAGAACUUGGUUCAGGCUUGGAACAAAAUGCUACAGAAGGAAGUGGAGCACACUCCGUCAUUGAAAAUGGAUGCCGCAGCUGCAUUUCUGGCUUCUCUUGAGGAACCAAAACUUACAAGUUUGGCAGAAGCUGGGAAGAAACCUCCAAUUGAAAUUCUUCCUCCAGGCAUGUCUUCCCUUCUUGCUUCAAUUUCUGUUCAGAAAAAGCCUCCUGCAGCACAGAGCUCACAGCAGCAACCAAACAAACCAUUGCCGUUGGAAGCACCUCCUAGCACCCCAGCAACUGCUACACCAGCACCUGCUACUACAGAAGCUCCUGUUCCUACAGGACCAGCAUCUGAAGAUGCUCCACCUCAAUCAGAAGUGAAUGAAGCCUCUUCAGAAAAUAAAGCUGUGGCUUCUAGCUCAGAAAGUAAUCCAGAACUGUUUGCUUCAGAAGUAAUUGUUCCUUCAACAACGAGUGAUACAGUACCUUCAGGGGUACCUUCGGAGGUACCUUCCGAGGGCCAACCUGAGGCCUCUGAUACCCAGGAAACGAGUGUUUCAACAAUGCCACCAACUGACCCCCAGUUGCUUGAAAGCCAGGAAACAAGAAACUAGUGCAUAUAGAAAACUUUCCACCAAUUCUUUCUAUUAAUUUGUAUCUCAUUUCCCCUUCUUCAUAUGAAGGAACAUGGCUGCCCCAAAUUUCUAAAAGCAGCAG
Molecule: messenger RNA, 4125 nt
Organism: Carica papaya (papaya)
Lineage: Eukaryota; Viridiplantae; Streptophyta; Magnoliopsida; Brassicales; Caricaceae
Source: RefSeq, a predicted model, not a curated record